GAAAAUUCCCCAGUUUGAGCCAGUAUUCGAAGCUGGGUCACAGCGGUGAGAAGCCGACGAGCUAACACACUUCGCCACCCGUGUUUCCUACGUACAAACAAAAACUUGUUAAAGAGGUUCUAACGACGUGCAAUAUAUAGUCUCAAAACAAGAACUGAGAAAGGGGCAGUGAAGUGCUUUGUGAUACGGAGAUUCGUAAAGAAAUAUGUUUUUGUCCGAAAAAAAUGUCGCGAAAAAUGUCCCCAAAAACUGCGACUUCGUUUGACCCAUGGAAGUGGAGGGAGAUCUGGGAACGAAGACGCCAAAUCCAACAUGGCGCCCGUGUUGACGUUCUACCUUCGAAAGAACUGUGUAAAUUGUCGGGUGGUUUGGCUCUACAUGGUUAAGUACAAGUUGACGUUUACAACAGUAGAUAUCGAGACAAACAGACCACCUGGCUUCUCAUCUUUAAGUCCCAAUGGGAUGGUGCCACUUAUACUUGACGAUGAAACCACUGUCCAAGGAAGUCUUGCUAUAGUUCUCUAUCUUGGUGAAAAAUACACAAGUAAUGCAGGACUAGGAUUGACUCUUGAGCAAAGAGCAAAAAUUGACUCGGUGAUGUGCUGGGCUUCUUCAGCAUUGCUCAGGGACUUGGCUCAUAAUUACGUCUACCCAAGUCUUCUCCACGAGGACGACGCCCUGCCUGGAAGUGCCAAUGCCUCACUUGUCGCUUAUGGCAAAGCUGAGGUCCUUUUCCAUCUCAACACACUGGAAAACAACUACUUGUCUAAGAACAAAUUCCUCUGCGGUAAGAAAUCUUGCUUUGCGGACUGUUGGGUAGCAGUCGUGCUAUCUCUACUGGAGCUACUGUCAUUUGACUUUUCGCCCUGGCCGCGAGUGAAGGCAUUGAUGGCUGAAAUACAAGGAAAUGUUGAGUAUAUGGAUGUCAGUCAUGCUCACGAAGAGGAUGUGCGACAAUGCUGUUACGGACUGGCCAGCAGCACUAGUAACCUCAAGAAGGUGUAAACUCAGGCGUGUACACAGGGGGAGGGGUCGGGGUACUCACUCCCCCCUUUGGCCAAAAAGUGGAUAAUCUCUUGAUAGGGAAUCUUCAAAUACUAUGCUUUCCAUGAGUGUGCACCCCCCUCUCAGCCAAUACUUGGUACCACCUGAAUGAAUAAGAACGUUUUCCCGUAAGCGAAGUUUGAGAUGCUAAUGAGCUUUCAGGGAUCACGAUAUGAAAAUGAGUAGAUGAGCGUGAUCAGGAUUGCAGAUUGAUAUUUGGCUGAGAUUUAUCGAUUUAAAACUUCCAGGUUAUUCAGUAAAAUGAACAAAUACUUCUUUGACUUCUUGAAAUACUUUUCGUGGUUGCCCAUAAACGCUUUGAUGACGCGUUUGAAUUCGAAAUGCGCUGUGAAGUGCGAAUAGAAAUAUUAUUUGUUUUGUCGCUGAAAACGCGGCCAAUUUGAAAGUAUCGAAGCUCACGAAAAAUCACUUGAGCUAUGAAGCCUACGAUUUUUUCACUUGAAUUGACUGUUGUUUAACCCGGACAUGACAGAAUGCAAGAAACUGCUGAACAGAUCUUAGAGAGCUAUUUUAACGGCAGAUAUAGUCGGGCGAUUUUAAGUCCUUUGCCAAAAAACACGUAGCCAAAUUUGUCAACUGGGGCAUUGCAUGUGCAGUAUGGCUUUUGUAGAGACCCUAAUAAAUCAGUUCAAAUGUGUUGACAAAAUGAAUUAUGUUUGUAAUGGAAAUAUACGAGUACAUGUGCAAGCAAACCGUGAAAUAAUUGAUUAAAUAAAAAAAGUUGUAAAAAAAGUUGUAAUGAAUAGACGAGUAGUAAUGAAUAGAUAUGCAGUUAUGAACAGUAAAAAUAACACAUAAAUUGACCAUGUGGUUUGUUAGGGGGAGGGGACUCCUAUAAAAACAGACAGGUCAGCACUUUGUAAUCAACAGCAAUGAUAUAAAAACAAUGGUUCCCAAAA
Nematostella vectensis (starlet sea anemone) is the source of this 1964-nucleotide messenger RNA. RefSeq names its product glutathione S-transferase theta-1. Gene Ontology annotation, biological process: glutathione metabolic process. The record is from RefSeq and is a predicted model, not a curated record. The coding region runs from base 313 to 1005 and encodes 230 amino acids. Lineage: Eukaryota; Metazoa; Cnidaria; Anthozoa; Actiniaria; Edwardsiidae. Gene Ontology annotation, molecular function: glutathione transferase activity. The transcript has 4 exons.